GGCCGGGGCGGGCGCGGGGGCCGCAGCGGCCGAGGCGCCGCGCCCGCUCCAUGGAGGCCGCGGCCGAGGCCCCGGGGGCGCCCGCGGCGCUCAGCUGCUUCUCCUACAACCAGGACUGCACCUCCCUGGCCAUUGGAACCACAACUGGAUACAGACUCUUCUCCUUAAGUUCUGUGGAGCAACUGGACCAGGUCCAUGAAAGCAAUGAAAUCCCAGAUGUUUACAUCGUGGAGCGUCUGUUCUCCAGCAGCCUUGUGGUCGUGGUCAGCCAUGCCAAGCCACAGCAAAUGAAUGUGUACCACUUCAAGAAAGGGACAGAGAUCUGCAACUACAGCUAUUCCAGUAAAAUCCUGUCCAUCCGCCUGAACCGGCAGAGGCUGGUGGUGUGCCUGGAAGAGUCCAUCUACAUCCAUAACAUCAAGGACAUGAAGCUUCUGAAGACUAUCAUGGAUACACCUCCCAACACAACAGGUCUGUGUGCUCUCUCCAUCAACCACGCCAACUCCUACUUGGCUUAUCCCGGCAGCGCGACCAGCGGGGAGAUCGCGCUUUACGACGGAAAUACUUUGAAAACAGCCUGCACCAUUCCUGCCCAUGAGGGGCCUCUGGCUGCUCUCACCUUCAACUCCACCGGCUCCAAGCUGGCCAGUGCUUCUGAAAAAGGCACAGUCAUUCGUGUAUUUUCCAUUCCUGGGGGGCAAAAACUCUAUGAAUUCCGGCGAGGGAUGAAAAGGUAUGUGAACAUCAGCUCCCUGGUGUUCAGCAUGGAUUCCCAGUUCCUCUGUGCUUCCAGCAACACGGAGACCGUGCACAUCUUCAAACUGGAGCAUCUCACAGACAGCCGGCCAGAGGAGCCUCCAACCUGGAGUGGUUACAUGGGGAAGAUGUUCCAGGCUGCCACCAACUACCUCCCUGCGCAGGUGUCCGGCAUGAUGAGCCAGGACCGAGCCUUUGCCACCGUCCGGCUGAACAUCUCCGGGCAGAGGAACAUCUGUGCCCUGUCCACGAUUCAGAAGCUGCCUCGGCUGUUGGUGACGACGUCGGAUGGACACCUCUACAUCUAUAACCUGGACCCCCAGGAUGGAGGGGAGUGUGUCCUCAUUAAAAAUCACAGUCUGCUUGGCUCAGGAAAGAUGGAGGAGAACAAAGAAAACGACCUUCAGCCUCCAGUACCUCAAUCUUAUGCAGCAACUGUAGCCAGACAAAGUACAGUGCCUUCAACUUCGACCAUGCCAGGUUACUCGGAGGACGGCGGAGCCCUGCGGGGCGAGGUGAUCCCAGAGCACGAGUUUGCAACUGGACCAGUCUGUCUGGAUGAUGAGAAUGAGUUUCCUCCUAUAAUCCUGUGCCGUGGAGGUCAGCCGGGCAAGGCCAAGAGGUCGUGAGGAGAAGCAAAACAGCCACGCUUGGGACAGCUGCUGGAAAAGCCAGGAGUUUCCAAGAACAGAUCUGUGAGUCCCCAAGAUGAGAAAAAAAAUACAGAAAUUAAGGUUGGGCCGGGCUUUUUGCUCUGUGUAAGUGAACACCUGGCCCUGUUAGCCCCUGUUUUAAUUUGUGUCUGGGUGGGGUGUCAAUGUACUGUAUGCACAUGGCUCUAUUUAACAAACUCUAUGUUAGAACCACAGUGUAAAUGCUAAUUUAAUCAGAUUUGUAUGUAACCAGAAUUUUAUAUACCCAUUUGUCCCCUUUUCUAAUUUAUGCUGUUUUAUGUGUAUAAAUGUACUUAUAGGAAGAGAUAUUAAACUUAUGUCUUUGUACAGUAUAAACAGACUAUUUUAACCCAGGCAAAGUAUUUUUGCAGUGAUAUUAGAGAAGAUGCCAUUUGCUAUAUUGAAAGACAGAAUAAAGUCACAGUCUGUCCCUGGCA
This is a messenger RNA of Zonotrichia leucophrys gambelii, 1867 nucleotides long. RefSeq names its product WD repeat domain, phosphoinositide interacting 1 (gene WIPI1). Gene Ontology annotation, biological process: nucleophagy; protein localization to phagophore assembly site; autophagy of mitochondrion. Bases 51 to 1385 code for a protein of 444 amino acids. Gene Ontology annotation, molecular function: phosphatidylinositol-3,5-bisphosphate binding; phosphatidylinositol-3-phosphate binding; protein binding. The record is from RefSeq and is a predicted model, not a curated record. NCBI's taxonomy places the organism in Eukaryota, Metazoa, Chordata, Aves, Passeriformes, Passerellidae. Gene Ontology annotation, cellular component: phagophore assembly site membrane; extrinsic component of membrane; cytosol. The transcript is spliced from 13 exons.